UAGUUGGACUGAUCUCCCAUCCAUAUCCAGUUCACCAACCCCACCCAACAAUCAAUAGCUGCCAAUAAGAAAAUAUUUCACGAGGAAUACGACCGAGUCUCAGCAAGCACAGGAAUAUUGCCACCAACCUCCUCCUCCUUCCAUCACCGAGAAUGGCUUCCAUGGCGGAAACCCGUGCAGGAUCCCAGCAGCAGGAUGAAACCCACACUCAAAAGCCACUUCCUCUCAUCCCAACUGCUUCAAUAUCCCUCUCAAUCUCCAGUCUCACUCUCCUCCCAUCCAAAAACCUCGCCGCCGCCGCCAAUCCCCCGCCGAACGAAGUCAAGAUCCCUUCCCAAAUCGCCUCUCUUGCCGGAUUUUCUCUUUCCCUGGCCAAAAAAGCCUCGCGCAAAUCCGCCGCUUCCGCUAACCCGCUGCAGAAUUCGCUCACAGUUACCCCUCUCCGCCCGUCCAACCCUUCCUCCGCCGCCGCCCUCCGGCGCGCCUCCGUCGUCUGGUUCCGGAACGACCUCCGCAUCCACGACAAUGAAUGCCUCACCGCCGCCAACAAUGAAUCUCUCUCCGUCCUCCCCGUCUACUGCUUCGACCCCAGAGACUACGGAAAAUCCUCCUCCGGCUUCAACAAAACGGGGCCGUACCGCGCCAAAUUCGUGAUCGAAUCCGUCUCCGAUCUGCGCCGUAGCCUGCAGGCCCGAGGCUCGGAUCUUGUGGUUCGAAUUGGUAAGCCGGAAACCGUGCUGCCGGAAUUGGUCAAAGCCGUCGGCGCAGACGCCGUGUACGUCCACAGAGAAGUCUCCAACGACGAAGUGAAGGCGGAGGAGAAGAUCGCGGCGGCGAUGGAGGAUGAAGGAGUGGAGAUGAAGUACUGCUGGGGAAGCACAUUGUACCACCUGGAGGACUUACCGUUCGACCUGGAGAAAAUGCCGACCAACUAUGGCGGAUUCAAGGACAGCGUGAAGAACCUCCCUGUGAGGAAGACGAUUGAAGCACUGGAUAGAUUGAAGAAUCUGCCUAAACGAGGCGGUAUCGAGCCUGGAGAGAUUCCAUCACUGCUGGAUUUAGGGCUCAAUCCCAAUGAUCAGGAUGGAAGAACACCUGCCAUUGCCAAUGCUUCAACAGCAGGAGGAGAGACAGCAGCCGUACAGAGAUUGAAAGCUUUUGCCCUUGAUUGCAAGGCAGAACCAAACAAUGGAGUCAAGGGAGGAGCCAACGACACCAUAUUCGGGGCAAAUUUUUCGUGCAAAGUGUCGCCAUGGCUCGCCCUCGGGUGCAUUUCUCCGCGCUUCAUGUUUGAUGAGCUCAAGAAGUCAUCUUCUACUGGCGGAGCUGGGAAGAGCGAGCCGGCGACGAGCUGGUUCAUGUCUGAACUCUUGUGGAGGGAUUUUUUCAGAUUCAUCACCAAGAAAUACAGUUCAGCCAAGCAGGAGAAUCCUGCACCAGUUACUGCUUCCAUGGGCGCCUGUGCCUGAGAAAGAAUCUUUUCAAAGAAAAAGGUUUACACUUUACAACAAAACAGGCAUAUCUAUCUCCUCUUUGAAUCUUGUUGCCUCACGACGAUGUUAGUAGUUAGUUGAAUGUCACCAAUUCACCAUUCAAACAAUUUGUCAUGAAUACUGCGGCCAAUUGCCAUUGAUUUAUGUGUUGAAUUUCAUUAACAGAAAAGACUCAGAUAAAUCUAUAUGCAUUUUAAUAGAA
Messenger RNA from Andrographis paniculata, 1695 nucleotides. Its product is annotated as blue-light photoreceptor PHR2-like. The transcript is spliced from 4 exons. Lineage: Eukaryota; Viridiplantae; Streptophyta; Magnoliopsida; Lamiales; Acanthaceae. Gene Ontology annotation, biological process: photoreactive repair. Bases 153 to 1469 code for a protein of 438 amino acids. Gene Ontology annotation, molecular function: FAD binding; DNA binding. The record is from RefSeq and is a predicted model, not a curated record.